Messenger RNA from Triticum dicoccoides, 4938 nucleotides. RefSeq names its product G-type lectin S-receptor-like serine/threonine-protein kinase At1g11330. Bases 2284 to 4737 code for a protein of 817 amino acids. The record is from RefSeq and is a predicted model, not a curated record. The transcript is spliced from 7 exons. Gene Ontology annotation, molecular function: ATP binding; protein serine/threonine kinase activity. Gene Ontology annotation, cellular component: plasma membrane. NCBI's taxonomy places the organism in Eukaryota, Viridiplantae, Streptophyta, Magnoliopsida, Poales, Poaceae. Gene Ontology annotation, biological process: recognition of pollen; protein phosphorylation.
GGAGUAUUUAUUUUACGUUAUAGCAAUACUUAGUUAAACUCUCCUCUUUUACCAUUUACGUUAUAGCAAUACUUAGUAAAAUCAUUUCCAAACUCCGGCUUGAGUGCGAGCUUAGCUGUGUUUGCUACAGUGUACCUGCAGGGUUGGUAGUUAUCUUUUUAUAAGUUAUCUAUGGCUUCGGUACAUGAACUGGGCAAAUACUUCGCGUGAAUUGUGCUUGACUCUGUGCACUUGCAAACAUCAACCCCCUCCCCCCACCCCCUAAACGCCUGGGGAUAGUCUGGGUAGUGUCCAAACAAAAAACAAACAUUCAACUGGACCCCUCAAAGCCAGCCCGCGUCCGGACCGUCCAGCUCCCCUCAAACCCAGCCCAUAUGUUGGUGGAUUUAGUGCCGUCUGGGCGCGUCCUCCACAUUACACCUUCCACCCUGAUCCCACAAAUACCCCAUCCAUAUCCGCAUCCGGACCAAACCCUAGCCAUUUGCCACUCCACUCCAUUUCACUUCACUUUCAGUCCGCUCUGCCCAACUCCUGUCCGGUGAUCUUUCGCCAUUUUCGGCAUUUCGGGCAUCGGAUCUGAGUCCAAUAACUUCGGAUCCAACGACUGGACCUUGUCCCCUGCAUGGACGAGGAACAUAUAUAUAGCUGUCCGACUGGCUUGCCGCCGGUUUCGGGAGAAUAUUCCAGCUUUGGUGGGGCUUAGAACCAGCAGUGGCAAUGUGCCUGUUGGCGGCUCGAGCCGCGUCUCCGCUCUGGAUCUGGCACCGGGGAGGGUGGUUGGAGGUACACGCCCUUGAGGACGGCCCUGCGGCAUCCGAGCAACCCCGAUGCUAGGUCUUGGUCCCCAUGCCGCCUGGCUCCGAGUCUUUGGUCAGCGGUGCCAAUGCACACGACCAAGGAUACUCCGGAUGCUCCAGCUAUGGCGGAAAAGCAAGGCCGCGGCACGGCGUGCCCACCAUGAGAGGACGAAGGUGCGCCGCGUUAGGCCUCUAUGUCGUCUUGGAGCACUACCAUCGCCACCAGACGGCAAGGGCGGCCGUGGAUGAACUUGCUCUAUAACCCCGUUUCUUUUAUAAUAGAACAUAUGCCUAAUUAAUUUUGGUAGUCUGAUGGUAUGUGUGAUGAUGAAGUACCGUAUGCUAUGCCCAGUAUGAACUAUGUGCUAUGAUUUAUAUGAAUUAUGCAGUACGUCGUUUGAUCUAUGUUGCAUGAGAUUAUAUGGAUUUGAAGGUUUGAAUAUGUGGGGACGGUUGUGGACGCGGACAAAUGAGAGAUGGCCCGGCGCUGUCUGCGGGCUUCAUACAGUAGGCUAAAUCUGUAAAAUCCGAUCGUAGAUGUUGUUAUGGUCCGCCUGCCUACGUCACACUAUGCUCUAAGGUGUACGUAAGACUUGAUGAAUGAUUGAAGAUGCUGCACUGGCGAGGAGUAGCCAUAGAAAUGACUUGUAGUGUACUCCCUCCGUUCAGAAUUACUUGUCUCGGAAAUGGAUGUAUCUAAAACUAAAAUACAUCUAGAUACAUCCAUUUCUGCGACAAGUAAUUCCGAAUCGGAGGGAGUAGUACACUGGCGAGAUGCAGGCUUUGUUGGAGCCAUCCAUUGAUUAGGGUGGGGGGUGGUUGUUGCGUGUACACUGUUGUACUACUACUACUAUGGGGUAUGGGCAUUCAUAUCACUCGGUGAACUAACUCCUCUUCCAAGAUAAAAUUACUGGGUGAAGUCAGUUGCACAGGUUGCUAUUAUUUGCGGUAAGAAAAGGCACACGCACACACCACACAGUACAAACACAUCUCGUCUUGCUUCUGUGUUUCCUCUCCCAUCGUCACUCUCCCCUCUGUUUGCUCGCGAGCUCUGCCUCGUUCCCCUUCUCGCCUCCGCCUCCGCCGUCGCCGGUCGAUCCCGGCCGGCUCCACCGCCUCGCUGCGAGCGACUGCCCUGUCGGAGCUCUGCCUGACGGUAACCCGUUCCUUUCGUCUUCUGUGCACACUUGUCAUUUGUCAACCAUGGCAUAUUUCUGCCCCCAACGACUUUGACGGGCUCCGGUGUCUGGUCAUUGUCAACCCGAUGGUUGCGAGCGGCGAGAGCUCAGUUCCUCGGUUUAUAUGGCCCAAUCAACACAUUGACAUAGUACUUCUUCAUCUUUAAUCUCCCACGGUUAAUGUCCGUAGCUGUUUCCUACCAUUCAGCCUGAAACUACAUCUGGCAAACUGGUUGCUGCUGUGGUCAGCACAAACUGGUUACUCUGCUCUUCUUUCACAAGCAUAUGUGAAAGAAAGUCUUGGUGGCAUGACUCUCCGUGUCAUUUUUACCCUCCUAUUGUUGGUAUGUUUCUGUGAAUCCGAUGACCGCCUAACACCCGCCAAGCCACUCUUGCCGGGCGACAAGCUCGUCUCCAACAAUGGCAUCUUCGCUCUAGGCUUCUUCUCCCUGGACCCGGAGAACUCCACCGCCUCAAACUCAUAUGUAGGCAUAUGGUACCAUGACAUUCCAGAGCGGACAUAUGUGUGGGUGGCCAACCGCGACAACCCGAUCAAAAGCGGUUUGUCGGGGAAGUUGGUUCUGACCAACACCUCUGAUCUCGUCUUGUCAGACUCCAGAGGCCGUGUCCUCUGGAGGACGACGAACAACAUCACCACCGGUGGUGAUGGGGCUGUGGCGCUGCUGCUUGAGGCGGGGAACUUUGUCCUGCAGUCUCGGAAUUUCACGCAGAUAUGGCAGAGCUAUGAUCACCCAACCGACACCAUCCUCCCCAGCUUCAAGUUAUGGGCAAACUACAAGACCCACACAGCAGUGCGCAUCGUCGCCUGGAAGGGUCCUCAGGACCCGUCCACCGGGAAAUUCAUGCUCAGUCGUGACCCCGGCACGGGCCUCCAGAUCCUCACCUUGCAUGGGACUAGCAAGUACUGGCGCAGCGGGCUGUGGAACGGUGCAGAAGCCUCGGACAAGAACGGGUUCAUGUGGUCCCAGAUCGUCGACGACGGGGAGACCAUCUACUCGGCGUACAAUACGGGUAACAGCUCCGCCCGGAGGUCGCACUGGAAGCUGGACUACAAUGGCGACUUGAUGCUCAGGAUCUGGAGUGGCCAUUCAUGGAUGCCUCUGUUCAAACGCCCGGAUGAUGGCUGCCGCCGCUACGGUACGUGUGGUCCGUUCGGCUACUGCGACAUGUUCGACAAGAUCUGCAGGUGCCUGGAUGGGUUCCAGCCAGCAGACGGCUUCGGCGCCAGCCCCUCCAGAGGAUGCGUGAGAAAGGAGAACCUGACAUGCCGCGGUGACCAUUUCUUGACUUUGCCGGAGAUGAAGGUGCCUGACAAGUUUGUGUAUGUGAGGAACAGAAGCUUCGAGGAGUGCACUGCUGACUGUGAGCGCGAUUGCUCCUGCACCGCGUAUGCUUACACCAACCUGAGCAGUAUCGUCGCAACCGGUGGCCCAUCAAGAUGCUUGAUCUGGACAGGGGACCUUGUUGACUCUGAGAAGGCCGGUAUGCUUGGUGGCAACCUCUACAUUCGGCUUGCUGGCUCUCCUGAACUCAGUUCUGCAGUAAACAACACGAAGAGCGGUGUCGGUGUGGUAUUCAAGAUCGCACUCCCAGUUAUAUUCGUCCUGUUGUCACUCACAUGCAUAUAUUUCGUCUGCAUAUGCAAGCCAAAAGGGAUACAAGUUUACAAGGAAACCCUGAAAAAACCGGGCCUGGAACACUUGAGCACUUCGCAAGAAGUCUGGGAUCAAAAUUUGGAAUUCCGGUCUAUUAGGUUUGAAGACAUUGCCACUGCAACAAACAGUUUCCAUGACACAAACAUACUUGGAAAAGGAGGUUUUGGCAAAGUCUAUAAGGGAACACUAGAAGAUGGAAAGCAAGUUGCUGUUAAAAGGCUUAGCAAGGGUUCUGAUCAAGGAAUAGAGCAUUUUAGAAAUGAAGUGGUUCUUAUUGCCAAAUUGCAGCACAAGAAUCUAGUUAGACUCCUUGGCUGUUGUAUUCAUGAGGAUGAGAAGUUGCUUAUUUAUGAAUACCUACCCAACAAAAGCCUGGACCAGUUUCUUUUUGAUGUUGCAAGGAAGUCUAUACUUGAUUGGCCAAAGAGGUUCAACAUAAUCAAAGGGGUUGCUAGAGGACUUCUGUAUCUCCACCAAGAUUCGAGAACGACUAUAAUCCAUAGAGACCUCAAGCCAAGCAACAUCCUGCUAGACGUGGAGAUGAACCCAAAAAUAUCAGAUUUUGGAAUGGCAAGGAUCUUUGGGGGCAACGAACAACAAGAAAGUACCAGACGAGUUGUUGGCACGUACGGGUACAUGUCGCCUGAGUAUGCGAUGGAGGGCAUUUUUUCCGUCAAGUCCGACACCUACAGCUUUGGUAUUUUGCUACUAGAGAUUGUAAGUGGAUUAAAGAUCAGUUCACCACAUCAUCUUGUCAUGGACUUUUCAAAUCUCAUAUCAUUUGCAUGGAACUUGUGGGCAGAUGGCAAAGUGAAGGAUUUCGUGGACCCAGCCGUCACGGAGAGCUACUCGCUUGAUGAAGUGUCCAAGUGCAUCCAUGUUGGGCUCUUGUGUGUCCAGGACAGCUCCGGUGCUAGGCCUCACAUGUCAUCUGUUGUGUCCAUGCUCGACAGUGAAGGCAUGCCUCGCGCAGCGCCGAGGCAACCUAUGUAUUUCGCGCAGAUAAAUUACGAAACCAGUGAUGCGACAGAAGACCUGGAAAACUCUGCCAAUGGCGUGAGCCUUACGGCGCUUGAAGGACGAUAACUGGCUCAUGUAAUUGUGCCAUUCCCUAUUAACUAUUAAGAUUUACUUAUAUUUGAGGAAUGUAUUCUAUUGAAGAUUUGCUCUUUCUUUUCCUUGUUGGCUAUGGCAUUAAGCCCACUUUUUGUUGGGUUGUACCGUUGACACAGGUUGAGAUUUUUUUUUUCAAAUUAAUUGAACGAUAAGCAUGGUAAGUGUUUUUUU